Periconia digitata is the source of this 2440-nucleotide messenger RNA. Lineage: Eukaryota; Fungi; Ascomycota; Dothideomycetes; Pleosporales; Periconiaceae. The record is from the annotation of a GenBank genome assembly.
GAUGGCGCGGCGACGUAAAGCGGUCGAUGCCACCCCACCUCCUCCCCACCCAGACCCCGAAUCUGACACUGGGGCCGAGCAGCAGCUUUUCGAGGAAGUCGAGGCAGCUUCUGCACGCAAAUCACGACCAGGGCCCACGCACUCGGCCGUCGCCAGUGCAAACCUCCUGAAUGCCGCUAGAUAUCCUACCGCUGGGAGGCAAAGCAAGGUCGGCAAUGGGAAGCUGCGGCGUCCUACCUUUAUGCGUCACGAUUUAGCAGAGUUAUCCCGCCAGAAUCUCGCUGCACGAAGAGAUGUCUACGAUGUCCCGGUUGAUUCGCCUGGGAAAGAUAUAUACGAAUCUCCGUUCAAGCUACCGACUACUAUGAACAAGAAACCACUCAAAAGGGUCAAGAAGGGGAAGAAGGGGAAAGAGGUCGAAGCGAUGAAUUCCGAUCGAAAUUCGACCUCCAAGCAGCCGGCCGUUCGUCAAAGUUCGGCAGAUACUGGAGUUGCCGGGUGGCUUUCAGAAGUUGAUGUCGAGGGUCAGCCUGAUCAGGUCGAAGUUGAUGCAGGAGCAUCUUCACCUCCGCCUACUCUUCCUGUCCUAGAAACUCCGACCCUCCAAACUACGCUGCCAUUGCGCAAGUCGAAGCGAAAGGUACAGACCGAACCCUCCAAUCUGAAGCGGUCAAAAAAGUCUCCCCGGUUGACACCCACGCACGACGCAAGUGAUACAGCGGUCAAGGAAAAUGACACAGAGGAAGUUCGACUGAGGAACUCUCAUCCCAAGGUUGUUAUACCCGCGGCGGAGCGUCGACAUACGAUUCAUUCGAUCAUUAAGCAGCCCCAUACUCAGAAAGCGCCAGAAAGCGCACAGAGCAGACGUUCAGAACCAUUAACGGAAAGUUCUGCUAGUCAAAAAAACAAGUCCGAAGCUCAGCUCCAGACUGGAACUGUUAUACCAGUUCCCGAUGAGUCUCAAUCUGCUCCGCGGCGAGGAAGACCACCCAAGACCAGAGCUUCAAACGUAGUUACUGACCAAACUCAAUCUUCUUCAGCACAGGGAAUGCAACUGGAAAUGAAAUCUCCAGGGGUAACAUCUACUCCAGCUUCAAUUCCACGACGGCGUGGCAGACCAUCCAAGAACCAGGUUCCCGUUUCAGCAACUGGGGAAGGUGAAUCUCGCCCAGCAUUUGCUAAUCAGUCGAUCAAUCGGAACGGUGGUCACGAAGAAGAGAAGAAGGAAGAGGAUGAAGAAGGAGAAGAAGAGGAUGCUGCUGCAGAACCUAACGGAACUUCUGAACAAGUAUUGCCGCUAGAGGGCCCCAAUGAGAGCGACUUUGCUUCGGAAGAAGGCUCUGAAAAGAGCGAUGGCGAAAUUUUGGACGACCUCGAUCAAGUUUUCAAGAUUCUUGAUACCCCCAGGCGACGUGGAGAUUGUGCGACUGAGGAAGGUGCAAGCAUUGCCUGGUUCUGCCGAGAAGCUAUACAGUCUAGCACCAAAUCGAAUUGGACCCUUGAAGAUAUAGCUUGCUCGGCUAAAAACCUGAGAAAACAACUGGAAAAGUGCGGAGCAAAUGCAAAUGAUGCGAAAUUAAAGUCCAUCAAACUCGACACGCACGCAUACCUCUUCCGAGACCUCGUUAGGUACCUGGCGAUGAUAUUCAAUUGGCUUGAAGAAAAUCACGGCCCGAUCGACCAGUCUUUACCCUCUGCAGAGAUCAUGUUACUGGUCAUUGGUGCCAUCAUCUCCUUGAAGGAUAAGAUAUCGACGUGGAAAGGCCCCAUGCCACACCAUGAUUUUGGAAAUAGACUCAUCAAGGACAUUGAAAGCAAAAUUAUUGUCCCUCUGCGAGCUGUGCAAAAACAGUAUUGUAAAGUACAGACUGAGCUUAAAACGGAAGCCAUAAACAAGAUGAAUUACGAUAGGAUUCGCCAACGGUCAAUGGAGAAAGCCCAGGAAGCAGCCCAGAAACAGAAAAACGAAGAACUUUACUAUCAGAAGAAGCUUCAUUGGCAAGACCUACACCUCAUUCGCCAGAAAUAUGAGCCUGACUGGGAUCUCCGCAAGCGACUCUUUUUUCGAACGGAUGAAUUCGAAAGGCUGUUGAAGCAGUCCGAGGAGCGAGAUGCCAAUGGACAGAAAUUCGAGCGUCUGCCCGUCUUCAAGGAAAGGGAGUCGCCCAUGGCUCGGCAUAGCUUGCCUAUUACCGAUGUGAUCUGGGAGGAUGCAAACAUUGAGGCUCUCAUUGAGGGUUUACGAAAGUACUAUGGUCCAGAUGUGUUCCCAACAAUCUUUGCAGAUUAUUGCUCUCCGAGCCCCGGGGAAUUGCGGAGGUAUACUGUUUUCCAAAUCGCAGCUCAAGCCGCGUAUAUUCGCACUGAGAUGAUAGAAAGGUAUCGUGAGCAUGACUGGGAGAUACCCGAUUGGGUCAAACAAAUACCCAUCUUACCAUGA